GUCACCACAAGAAAAUCGAUCGUUUAAAAGUAGAGUCGUUAGUUAUCGUUCGAUUUGCAAUCACUAAUUUAUACAAACAUUAUUGUUUAUUUCAAGGCGCAAUAAACAUAAAACAUUAUUAAUUAAUUUCCAUAACAAAUCAAUAUGAACGCUCAAUUAAACGCUGAAUUGGAUAAUGCACUUCAAUGUUUGCUAGAAACCUAUCAUUUGGCUCUAGAAUUUGGUGACGAAGAAUGGCAAAAUCCUCGUACUUAUUUGGAAAUGGCUUGUAAAUUGUUAACAACAAAAGAAAAUGCCAAACGUAUGGAUGACGCCAUUGAAGUAGCCAAAGAGCAGGCUACCGUCGAAGAUUUCGAAAAAGAAUAUCAUAAUCAGUUGCAUGUGCGCCUGUCCAAAAAGUACGAUCCAAAGAAAAGUUCCGAUUUUAAGAAUUUCAAGCAGCAAUUGCUGCAAAUUGCCCAGGCAAUGGAACAAGAUGGUGAGGCAGCCGCCGGCAGUAAUGCGACACGCAUCGAAAGUGAUGAUUUUGUAAUGGAAAGUGAGAUAAAUGUAUAUGAUCCUCUAACUAAACAGCGUAUGCAAAAUCCGGUACGUAAUACCCUGUGCAAUCAUCAUUAUGAGAGAUCUUCGAUUUUGGAAGCCAUACAAAUCAAUAAACGUCUAAGAUGUCCCGUAGCGGGAUGUUCCAAUAAUGUUUAUGUCAUACAGAAGCAUUUGGUCGAUGAUAAUGUAUUUAAAAUACGUUUGCAAAAAAUGCAGGAAGCAGAAGCUGAUGAUGAAUAAUACAGUUUUUUUUUUACUUUACUAGGCCUACAUUUUCGUUUUAUUAUUUAUAUUUUUAACUGUUACACAUACAUAUUUUAUAUUCUUAUGAAAUAAACACCAUGAAUUGUUA
Molecule: messenger RNA, 895 nt
Organism: Lucilia sericata (common green bottle fly)
Lineage: Eukaryota; Metazoa; Arthropoda; Insecta; Diptera; Calliphoridae
Product: E3 SUMO-protein ligase NSE2-like
Exons: 2
Coding region: 145-783 (212 amino acids)
Biological process (GO): protein sumoylation; double-strand break repair via homologous recombination
Cellular component (GO): nucleus; Smc5-Smc6 complex
Molecular function (GO): SUMO ligase activity; zinc ion binding
Source: RefSeq, a predicted model, not a curated record